This is a messenger RNA of Pelecanus crispus (Dalmatian pelican), 426 nucleotides long. Lineage: Eukaryota; Metazoa; Chordata; Aves; Pelecaniformes; Pelecanidae. The record is from RefSeq and is a predicted model, not a curated record.
AGAGAAAAAAGAAAUGUCACUGAGCUGCCAGGCUUAGACUCGAAUGAGGUCAGCCAAGAAAUGAUAGACAAAGCCCUCGGGAAACACAUUACACCCAUCACCCUGAAAUCCACAAUCAAAAGCAACCCCUUGUAUAGUGAUAUCCAGGUGGAUGACAAAUGGAAGGAGAAGAAAAAGACCCCUUCCUGGACUGUGCAAGACUAUGACAGGCACUCGCUGCACUCUAACUUGGCCAGCCACGUAAAGGAAAAUCCUAAUGAUCUACAGUUCUGGAUGGGGGAUAUUUAUACUCCUGGGUACGAUACCUUGUUAAAAAAGAAAGAGAGAGAAAAAAAGCAUUCCAAAUGUUGUCGAAUCAUCCUGCUCAUGGUACUAGCUGUUUGCAUCCUGAUUACCAUAGUCACACUCAGCAUUUUGCUUACUUAG